This is a messenger RNA of Babesia sp. Xinjiang, 2421 nucleotides long. RefSeq lists its product as uncharacterized. NCBI's taxonomy places the organism in Eukaryota, Apicomplexa, Aconoidasida, Piroplasmida, Babesiidae. The transcript has a single exon. The record is from RefSeq and is a predicted model, not a curated record. The coding region runs from base 1 to 2421 and encodes 806 amino acids.
AUGGACACACGUGAGACACAUCUUGGUGGAACAAUGGAUUUUCCUAUUCAUUCGGGUCACGAAUACAGGGGUUGUACUGCACAGCCUGUGGACUUAAGUGUUGCUGAGAACCGAACACAUACAGGCGCUUGUAGAUACAAAAUCAUUUCUUCUCCACCGCUCGGCUCGGAUGGGCGAAUUGAUGCGCCAUUCGGCCCCCUUAAGCUGCUCGAGCUUAGCGGUGACAUACCGCAGCUAUUCAUAGAUCACUCAUUUUUGGGUUCAACUGCAGAGACUAGUAACAGUUCGGUGGGUCAGGGGGACCGAAAACACAAUCGCAAAGCACAACAACCUAUGCCCAUCAAUGCUAUGAAUAUAGAGAGGUGCUUCGCUGUCAAUAAUGACCCUGUUCUGUCUAGAACCACAACUGUCGAUAGCCAUGCAGAUGUUUCUAUUGCAUGGGCAACGAUUCGAACGCCACUGCCGUUAUUUCAGUUAGAGGAUGAAGUUGGUUCAGCACGGCGCAAUGGACGAAUCAUUAUGACCAUAGGAAACAAUGUCCUUAAUGGGAAGUGUGUCGUUUUGGAAUCCGGUGACCAUAUAUUGGUGAUGAAGAAGGUGGAGACGCAUUGCAGCUGUUCCUGUGUCGCUAAUGAUGAUAUGGAGCGUAAAUGUGAAGAAACACACGGAGCGUAUUUUGAAAUAUGCGCUGUUACCAAGGCCAAAAUUAUCUUUAACGAACGGCCAUCCAUAAUGCAGCAUUUACAUGACGUUGAUAGUGAUAUACCUUGGUUCCUAUGCCAAUCACAAAAUAUGGAAUUGAUAAAUCCAAACUGGCUGCUGUUAAGGGUUAGCCUCGAUAUCGUAGAUGAUUUUAUGAACGACAAGGCUUAUUUCAAAAUUGUUAGAGAUAAUUCAGGGAAAGAUGAAACAAAGUUGAUACUUAGUGUGAAUGAUGAAACCUAUUAUCUUGAACGGAUUGAAUUGGGUGGGAAGGUAGUUUUGGUCAAUCCCACGCAGAUUGAAACGCGCAACGGCCUCACCUACAAUCUGUUAUCUAUUCUUGGAUGUUGCAAAUUUUUACACAACCUAGUAAAUGUGACUCCCAACUUCGCUCCACUACAUCUCAAGGAGGAUACAGCAUUGCAGAAUAUUUUAGAUGCACUACCGAUUGCCGAUGCACAAAUCAAGUCAUUUCUCAUGAACUCCUAUGAGGAGUGGCCUUGCGAAUGUAUAUUUCUAAAAGGGGGUCAUUUUACUCACAUUGAUGCUCUUAUAUUGGCCGAAUUCACAGUUACGUUGCUGCGCCUUUUGGACAUCUAUUUCAAUCAACAGGAAAGGCGCGGUAAGAGCAUUCAAGACCUCACUGCGCAAGAUGUAUGGUCGUUGGUACACAAAUUUCAGGGGGAAUUUGGCUUUCUACCAGAAAGAAUGCAAACUCCUGCUGUAACAUUCCAACUAUUGCGCUUUGUAUCUGAUGUUCAAGUGCCUUUUAAUGAGCUGGAAGAUUAUAUGUACAAGCUGGAGAAUGGAGAGCUGUUCGAUGCUCCUGUGAGAUUGAAUCUGUUUAAGAUGCAUAAACUAAUUGUUUGGGCCAUAUGUGUCGCAAAUGAGGAUCGGAAAGUUACGUACGCCGAAUUGGUGAAAAAAGUCGAUUCGUUGCUAUUCACUAAAAUGUUACCGUCGUACAUCUUCGAAGAGAUGAUAAGAUAUCUCACAAGAAACGAAGUGUCGACAAAUGAGGAUGUGGGUGAUUAUGUGAAGUGCCUAAAGUUUUAUUACGAAAAGUCGUCUUUCAGCGAGGUCGCAGAUGACAUGUCGCGUCGUUUCAAACGCCAGUCCAGAUCGACCGCAGAGGAACCAGAACGUUUCUCAACAGGCAAAAAGCUUUUUCUGGUUGGGGAAGUGGACAAAGAUCUCGCAGAUGAACGUGGAGCGGAAUGCUACAAUUAUGAUAUCUUCAAGCUCAACACCAAAGGCCUCACGAGGCUCAGGUUCAAAUAUGCAAUGAAUACACUGCUUGCAAUGUGUAGGUGCCCUAUGUCGCUCCACGUCGCUAUGAUUGCCGACAGGAUAGUCACUACAGAGGAAGGUGAUACGUGUCUAUUGCAAGUCUACCCCAGGGAGAAGGUGGACAGUCUUAGGGAUGUGUUGUCAUCUCUGUUUAGACUCAAUAAGAGAUGGCACCUGGAUGAUAUAGAAAAGAAAUUGGUCAGAUUUUUGGGAAACAGGCAACCUCUCGACAGUAUUACUGGUGCCCCUAAUUUCCACACAAGGCUUUGGAUAACGAACGAGACAAACACCCUCAAUUGUUGCAUUGCUAAGCGUGAAACAAGCAAGGGCGAAGCGACGGGCAUGUUAGUUGCGGACGACAUCCACAGUGCGCUUAAGCCUAUCAAUGAGGAAUCAUACAUCAUCAUAAAUUCAAACGUGCCCUUGUAG